AUGGUGCUGGAUAUCGGAUACAGGCAAAUGGGACAGCUUUUUGUCAUGGGAUUCGAUGGUACCACCGUCGACCCCCAGAUCCGCUCGCUGAUUGAAGACUACCAUCUUGGAGCCAUCUUACUGUCAGCCAAGAACCUGAACUACCUUGCUGUAAGGUACAAAACAAAAACUAACUCCCGGAUAGCCGCAGAUGAAACGGCAAAGCUCGUUCUGGAGCUUCAGACUAUUGCCCGGCAGGCCGGCCAUCAGUUGCCACUACUCAUCGGACUGGACCAGGAGAACGGCGGUGUCAACAAUCUGUUUGAUGAUACAUAUAUACGCCAGUUCCCCAGCGCCAUGGGGGUCGCGGCCACGGGCUCGCCAAAACUAGCUAGAGAGGUAGCUAAGGCGACGGCACAGGAACUUCGAGCUGUUGGGGUAAACUGGAUCCUGGGACCGGUGCUGGACGUGCUGACAGAUGGCAAAAACCAACCGCUGGGAGUGCGCAGCGUAGGAGACGAUCCGCAAGAAGUUGCUACGUACGGAGUCGAGUCGAUGAAAGGGUAUCAAGACGGAGGAGUAGCUACGUGUGGGAAGCAUUUCCCCUCAUAUGGCAAUUUGGAGGUGAUGGUAUCGCAGUCGGAUGUCCCAGUCAUCACAGACACGGUUGAUCAGCUCCGGCUCAGCGCACUUAUCCCCUUCCGCAGCGCAAUCUCUCAAGGGCUGGACUCGAUGAUUGUGGGCGGCUGUUCGAUGAUAUCUCAGGGGAUGAAUGUGAUGCAUGCCUGUCUGUCCGAAGAGGUUAUUGAGGACCUACUGCGGUCCGAUCUGGGCUUCCAGGGAGUGGUAGUCUCCGACUGUCUGGAGAUGGAAGCAUUGAGCAGCAAUAUUGGCGUUGGAGGCGGGACGGUGAUGGCCCUCAAGGCCGGAUGUGAUUUGGUGCUGCUGUGCAGGUCGUUUACGGUGCAGCAGGAGGCCAUCAGCGGGCUGAGGCUGGGAGUCGAGAACGGGAUGAUAAGCAAGGAGAGGAUACGGCAGUCCCUGGCUAGGGUAUCCGCGAUGAAAGUCAGGAGAACGAACUGGGAACAGGCCCUGAACCCUCCAGGAAUCAGCCUGUUAUCGAGACUACGGCCUUCGCAUACAAACCUAUCGAUGCAAGCAUACAACAGCUCGAUAACGGUGGUCAGGGAUAGGGGCAACCUUCUACCGUUGUCCAGCAUACUCGAACCAGAUGAAGAACUGCUACUUCUAACACCGUUGGUCAAGCCUUUACCGGCGUCUGCGGCGGCAGCAGUAGCAGCAACAGCAGCAGCAGCAGCAGGGCAUGCUGGUGGUGAGCGCAGCCGAGAGUCGACAAACUCGAUCGACGCCUCCUCGAGCUCGAUGUCGUCCAAUAUGAAGAGUGGCGAGGCCGUGUUUCGCGAACUGGGACGGUCACUGGCCCGGCGGAGGAACGGAAGGGUUCUUCACACAUCAUACAGUGCCAGCGGCGUUCGACCUAUCCACGAGAACCUGAUCAACCGAGCCAGUGCAGUGAUAAUAGUUACUGCAGACUCGAACCGGAACCUAUACCAGCACGGCUUCACCAAGCACGUCUCGCUCAUCUGCAACAGCAGUUGCAUGAACAACAGCACCAACAAUAACAGCACACACAACAACAGCGCGAGACGGAACUCAGCGGGCUACCAGCGACCUAAGGCGGUCGUGGUGGUAGCAGUGAGCUCGCCGUACGACUUUGCCAAAGACCCGACGAUCGGGACGUAUGUGUGUACCUACGACUUUACGGAUGCAGCUCUACAGGCGCUGGUGAGGGUGCUUUAUGGGGAGGUAUCACCUACUGGACGGAUGCCGGGGACGCUGAGCAAGAGCACGGCACGGCGAACGAGUCAGCCCCGGCAGCAAUGGCUGGUCGAGACAUGGAACGAGGAGCGAGACUCUGCAGCGCUGGACACCCUGCUGACGUCGAUACGAGAGAGCGAGAGUGGUAUUAAUAAUAGCAGUACCAGCAGCAACACGCACAACAACGAGAUGGGCCCCAGUAGCAGCAUCGACAGCACCAGCACGAGCAGCACCAGCAGCAUCCUGGCAAACGUGAGAGCGGAUACCUUCCUGCUGAAGAGUGCGGAUGUGCAGGAAUGCCACCUGGUGGUGCGCAACAGCAGCACGCACGCGAUCAACGGCUUCUGCGCAACGUACUUCUUCCGCUCGACGGGGACCGGGGUGAUAGGCGCGAUACUAGUCGAUCCAGCGCGGCGCCGCUUGGGCAUCGGCAGCUCACUCCACAGUCGAGCGAUCCAAACACUCAGACAACACCCGGACAUCAAGCAGCUGCAGCUGGGAUCUCGUCUGCCCGGGGUCUACCUUGGCAUUCCCAGGACUGACCCGGUCGAGCGGAGGAGGCUUCGGCGCUGGUUUGCCAAAUUGGGAUGGUCGAUGGCGCUCUCGCGGCCGCUGUGCUCGAUGGUGCUGCGGGACGUACAGAGCUGGGUGCAGCCAGACGGGCUGAAGGGCGGGAGCAGGAGCGGGAGCAGCAGGAGCAGCAGCAGCGUCAUUGGCAGCGGCGAGGUCGAGUAUGACCUUGUGUUUGGCGAGGAGUACACGGAUGCGGUGAUCGAGCAUGUGCGGACGAGCUCCAGACAGGGGGUGGCGGAGGUGUACCGGACAGCGCUGGCUGGAGGGCCACACUGCGGCAUCAUACGGGCGAAGAAAGCUGGGGAAACAAGCAUAACCUCUGCUGCUGCUGCUGCUCCUGCUGCUCCUGCUAAUGCAAACGGGAAUGCUGCAUCUGCCAAUAAUAAUCAUAAUGUCGUCAACGCAGGUUCCGAAGAAGAUGGAGACGGGGAGAUGAUGAUUGACGGGCUGCAGCUGGGCCUGGAGGCGGACGACCAACUCCACGACCAACUCCACGGCCACAGCAACGACCAACCCCAUGGUCACGGCCAGGGCCACAGCAACAAGACGCUGGUGGGCAGCGUGGUGGUGUACAAUGCGCGGUCGUCGCUGGCUCGACUGGUUCCGGCGGUCAGGGAGGCUCGAGUGCGUGCUGGCGGCAUCUCGUCGCCAGUGAUAUCUCCGUCUGUCGGAGAAUAUGCCAUGCUGGUCCAAGGGCUGAUCGUGCUGGGCAUCAAGGAGAUCCGCAAGCAGGGCGGCAACACUGUGAUACUCGACUGCGUGAGUGUACCCUCUUUUUACUUCUUCUUCUUCCUACCUCUUCUUUGA
This is a messenger RNA of Trichophyton verrucosum HKI 0517, 3198 nucleotides long. RefSeq lists its product as uncharacterized. Gene Ontology annotation, molecular function: hydrolase activity, hydrolyzing O-glycosyl compounds; acyltransferase activity, transferring groups other than amino-acyl groups. NCBI's taxonomy places the organism in Eukaryota, Fungi, Ascomycota, Eurotiomycetes, Onygenales, Arthrodermataceae. The transcript is spliced from 2 exons. The record is from RefSeq and is a predicted model, not a curated record. Gene Ontology annotation, biological process: carbohydrate metabolic process; peptidoglycan turnover. Bases 1 to 3198 code for a protein of 1065 amino acids.